This is a messenger RNA of Vicia faba (fava bean), 1449 nucleotides long. NCBI's taxonomy places the organism in Eukaryota, Viridiplantae, Streptophyta, Magnoliopsida, Fabales, Fabaceae. The record is from the annotation of a GenBank genome assembly.
AUGCGUGUUUUCUUUGAAGACUUGGAUUGUAACAACCAACACACUCUCACUAAUCUUUUUUCUCUUCUUUCUUGCGUGAUUAAGCUUCAAUUUCUGAAACAAAGAUAUUAUUAUGCAGUCUAUUCACUUUACCGAAAAUGUUGUAGAGAGCUUCAGGCUGAUCCUUCAAGAGAAUUGCCCCGACAUAUUAAACAUAAGAGUCGAUUGGAAAAUAUUCUUUCACUCUUUGAACUGAGUAAAAGCCAGAUCACUGCUGAUAUGAAGGAUCAAGCAAGAAAAGCAGAGGAAUAUAUACGAAACGCUCUAAUUGCUCUCAACAAGCAGGCCAACAGGCAACAGUCACCUGAUGUGCAACCCAAGCAACUGUUUGGCCUGUCCAAUUCUAUAAUUUCUCAACCGAACAAUAUGGUUUCUCAAGAUCACCGAGUUGCAAUGCCAAUUGGCAGUUCACAAGACAGUAUUAUAAAUCAAUCGCCAAUAGUAAAAGGCCAGUGCAAUGCUGUCAAACAACAGACAAACAUUGCACUCCAAGAAUUUGGUGUAAAAAACAACGCUCCAAGAAUUUCGGAAACUGAAGCAUUUGGUACAAGGACCAACACUAGGAGGACUUUACCCUUGAUUAAAGAAAGCAAUGAUCAAAAUCAAGGAUUUCACAACACUGAAGUGCAAAGUCAUGCAAUGCAGAAGCUGAUUAGAGCGUUGACUUCCGUUUCGCCUGAAGCACUGAGUGCAGCAGUUGGUGAAAUCGAAGAGGUGGUUCAUUUGAAUGAUGAAAUACCAGAGAUGGUUGAUGAACAAGGACUACCAAUCUACAUUACUCCCGGAGGAUGGAAAAUGCCUCGCAGCUUUGUUGCAACCACCUUUGAUACUCCUAGCAUGCGUAAAGGUUUCGAUCAGUUCACUUACACUACGGAAUCCGACUUGAAUUCUUUCACAACGAAAGAAAAAGGCUCUCUAACUGUGGAAAAUCAGAAUCUUUUAGCAGAAAUAAAAGACAUAAACAAUCGAUUGUUCGAUUGUGAUGUGGUUAUCGCUGAAAAGGAUAAUGCUAAAAGUGCGAUUGGAAUAGGUACUGAUCAAAGUGAAGGUUUAGUUGUUAAAAUCUUGUAUAAUGCAGUGACUAUCAAUCAGAACCUUGUAUCUCACUUUAUUGCUAAUAAAAAGUCAUUGAUCGAACCCCUACGAUUGCUUAUUCCUUCAAGUUAUCCGUCCUGCUCUCUUGUUAUUCUGGACGAAUUGCCGUUGAAAGUCAGUGAUGACGUGAGAGCUCUAUCCGAGAAAGCAAAAGAAAAGCUGAGAUUUAAUGUUGGAAGAAUGAACGAACCACUGUUGAUUAAGGAUAUAGCAAGAGUGUGGGAAAGGUGUGCUAGAGAAGCAAUUCUUGAUUAUGCACAUGCUAAUGGUGGUGGAACUUUUACCUCAAUGCUUGGAGGUUGGGACGUCUGUUGA